GGCCCCCCGGGUGGAAGUGACGCUACCCCCGCUGCCCAAAAUGUCGGCGCCCAGAGGGAGGUAAAGCCCCCAGCCACCAUUGUGCCACCUGUCACCAUGGAUGAAGCCCGGCUGCCGGCACCCCCGGCUCCUGCCCCUGCACCUGCUACAGCACAGGCAACACCCGCUGCAGCCCCCCGCGUCCCAUUUCACUGCAGCGAAUGUGGCAAGAGCUUCCGCUACCGUUCGGACCUGCGGCGUCACUUCGCUCGGCACACAGCUCUCAAGCCCCAUGCGUGUCCACGCUGUGGCAAGGGCUUCAAGCACAGCUUCAACCUGGCCAACCACCUGCGCUCCCACACGGGGGAGCGGCCCUACCGCUGCUCUGCCUGUCCCAAGGGUUUCCGCGACUCCACAGGCCUGCUGCACCACCAGGUCGUCCACACUGGUGAGAAGCCGUACUGCUGCCUGGUCUGCGAGCUCCGCUUCUCCUCGCGUUCCAGCCUGGGCCGCCACCUCAAGCGCCAGCACCGCGGGGUGCUCCCAGCACCGCUGCAGCCUGGCCCGGGCCUGCCCGCCCUGAGCGCACCCUGCUCCGUCUGCUGCAACGUGGGGCCCUGCUCGGUGUGCGGGGGCGCGGGGACCGGCAGUGGAGAGGGCCUGGAGGGCGCGGGCGCGGGCAGCUGGGGGCUGGCAGAGGCGGCAGCUGCAGCCGCAGCCUCCUUGCCUCCGUUUGCUUGCGGCGCCUGCGCACGGCGCUUCGACCACGGCCGCGAGCUGGCAGCCCACUGGGCCGCGCACACAGACGUGAAGCCCUUCAAGUGCCCGCGCUGCGAGCGCGACUUCAACGCGCCCGCGCUGCUGGAGCGGCACAAGCUGACCCACGACCUGCAGGGUGCUGGCGCACCCCCUGUGCAGGUCUGGGUCCCGGGGGCCAGCAGUGGGCUGGAGACAGCCCGCGAGGGCGGCUCAGCCGAGGCAGGCGACGCUCGAUCGGCUUGGGACGGCGGGCUACUCCUGGGCCCCACCGGGGGUGGCGUGCCCGAGCUCGGGGGGCUGCUUCCGGAGGGCGGCGGUGAGGCCCCAGCGCGGGGUGCAGCGGCCGAGCCGUCGGAAGACACCCUGUACCAAUGCGACUGCGGGACGUUCUUCGCGUCGGCUGCGGCGCUGGCCAGCCACCUGGAGGCUCACUCGGGUCCAGCCACCUACGGCUGUGGCCACUGCGGGGCGCUGUACGCGGCGCUGGCGGCCCUGGAGGAGCACCGGCGGGUCAGCCAUGGCGAGGGCGGCGGGGAGGAGGCGGCAGCGGCGGCUCCUGGGGGGCAGCCGGCAUCCGGGGAGCCUGCGUCGGGCUCCGGCCGCGGCAAGAAGAUCUUUGGCUGCUCUGAGUGCGAGAAGCUGUUCCGCUCCCCCCGCGACCUGGAGCGGCACGUGCUGGUGCACACCGGCGAGAAGCCGUUCCCGUGCCUCGAGUGCGGCAAGUUCUUCCGGCACGAGUGCUACCUCAAGCGCCACCGGCUGCUGCAUGGCACCGAGCGGCCCUUCCCCUGCCACAUCUGCGGCAAGGGCUUCAUCACGCUCAGCAACCUCUCUAGGCACCUGAAGCUGCACCGGGGCAUGGACUGAACCGCGAGGCCGCGCAGCCCUCAACCCAACCAACCCAGGGACUGGACUUGGCCCUGCCAGGGACCUCAGGACUGUGUGCAGGUGAGGCCCCGGCCCUUCAAGUCCAGAGCCAAGGCCCUAAGAUGAGGCCCCGACCUGGCGAUGGGGCCACCCAGAGCCCACACAGGCCCCUGAGCUGGGGGACCACAAAGAAAGAGACCUCUUCCAACGAAGGGGUCGGAGAACAUAUUCAUUGGGGGACCUAAACCUACGGAGAGACUCCUGAGCUUGAGACCCCAGGAAUGCGUGUGGGCAACCCCAAUCAAUAGGCCUCUAAGAUGUGGGGACCUACAAAUGAGAAAUGGGUCUCCACCAGCACCUCUCAGCUAAUUAAGUGUGGGUAUCUCCAAGGGAAGACUGCCCGCUCCCAGACAGCCAUCGUUCUCCAUGACCUUGAUCUGGGGAAUGCAGGGACCGUGUUCCCAAAUCUUCCAGGAUCCCCUCCAAAUACUACCCACCAGUCACUGGUGACCCCAGAAAAUGAAUAUAGCCGAAAUCUGCCUUUCCCCCAUUUCAUUCCCAAUACUGAAAGAGGACCAGGGUAGAUGACCUUGCCUUCAACUCCCCCACCUUCCAAUUAGGUCCCUUUCUUUACCACUGAAUGGAUCGACCCUAAGGAUCUUCCCCCACCCCCAAACACUAGGAUAGACUGGUCCGAAAUCCCCCUAGCCAGUAGGAUGGACUGACCCAAAUGCACUGGGCUGGUCCACAUAGUGGUCUGGCCCCACCCUUCUUAGAGUGAAUAGGACAGACACUCCCUUAUCCUGUAGAGUGUGGCUGGGUCCACGUUACUCCACAUCCUGUGACCUCAUCCAGGUGGAGGUGGUGGGCUUUGGGGUUUUCCUCCCCAGCUCCUGUAGCACUAGUCCAUCUUUCUCUCCAUCUCUGUUGGUUUGUCUCUGUGUUCCUCCUAACCCCAAGGGGAAGGGGGGAAAUUGGCUAGGGGAUUCCCCCCUUGUGAGCCUUGACUUUGCCCCCUUCUCCCACUCCCCAGUGUCUCCAGGACCCCAAUAAACCUUGUCCUGUCAAUCA
Molecule: messenger RNA, 2676 nt
Organism: Marmota flaviventris (yellow-bellied marmot)
Lineage: Eukaryota; Metazoa; Chordata; Mammalia; Rodentia; Sciuridae
Gene: Fiz1
Product: FLT3 interacting zinc finger 1
Biological process (GO): regulation of transcription by RNA polymerase II
Cellular component (GO): nucleus
Molecular function (GO): DNA-binding transcription factor activity, RNA polymerase II-specific
Source: RefSeq, a predicted model, not a curated record